AAACAAACAGUGAAACUAGUUGUUAUGACCAUUUCGUUGUUAUGACAUGAAAAAAAUAGUUUUGUAAUGUGAAUUAGCCUAGAUCAUUAGGAACAGACAUUCAACUUGGGACUUGGGUUAUUAAAAAUAUACCUAAUAAAAUGUCUUUGGAAUUGCUAAAGGAACUUAAAACCACUAUCGCUGGUUUGGAACCUGAAGAUGUUCCGCCCUGGAUCAGAAGAUAUUACCGAAAAUUAGCUCUUUAUUGCUCUAAAGACAAUACAACUUUAAACCAAGCUUCCACCAAGAAGGAAUUUAGAGAUCAUGAUUGCAUUGUUAUUGAAAAACAGACUACUUUAAAAACUUUUGUCACUCCAUAUACUUUGAGAACACUAAAGCCUUUCAUCAUGAUCGACAGAGAAUCAGAGCCCCUCAGAGUGAAGCUUCUCUCUCAGAUAUGUGAGCGACAAAAGAGACAGUAUAAGAGACAUCCGAUAAUGUACAAGUACAUAGAGAAGAGACAUGUAAAAGCUAUCAAUAGACUAUGCCACAUACACUUUUGGCCAGAAAUUGACAUAUCUGAGGCCCUAGAAUUCCCAGAGUUCACUGUGGUGGCUGAGUACAACAGGGUCGUGGUUGGCUUUGGCUUCCUGGUUCCUGACGUGAGUCACUCAGAUGCAUACAUCUCGUUCAUUUUCACUCUCCCAGGGUGGCGAAGGGCGGGAAUCGCUAGGUUUAUGCUGUACCAUCUGAUUAAUACAUGCCGAGGUAAAGACAUUACUCUACACGUGUCAGCUUCCAACAGUUCAGCACUACUACUCUACCAACAGUUUGCCUUCAAACCAGAGGAGUUUAUACAGAAUUUCUAUGACAAGUUUAUACCAGCUAAUUCAAGAGAAUGUCGACAUGCAUUUUUUCUCCGACUCCCCAAAUAGUUAUAGAGUAAAAGUAUUAUUAAUAUUGCUAUUAUAUUAACUUUUUGGAGAGGCCUCUCAACACACAAAGAUUCAGUAGUUCAACUGAACUUUACAUUUUUAGCGAAUUUCCCAUAUAGGGAACUAGCAGAGUACCCGUCCUUCGUACGGGGUUGGCAUAUAAGUAUAAAAUGCUUAUUAUUGCAGUCAUACCAAACUAAAGCUUUGCGUUUGCAAUGGGGGAGGACACAUUUUGAUAAAAUUUGCUUCUUUAAAUUUACGGUAUACUAUAGACACAUCUACCAUAGCCAUACCACCAUAGCCAUGUUCCACCACUUCACCUAAACAAUACAGAAAAAUAAAUUAUAAAAAAUUUACAAAAUAUAUACAAUUAUUCAUGAAAUUAAAAACAUAAACAUAACUGUAAACAAUCCUACUUUGACAGUUCUCAUUGCAUAUCACACUUUUUUGUUGCUGCUGAGUUAAAAUUAGCUGUUUUCAUAAAUGCAAAAAAAUAGUGCUACACCCUGCUGGUAAAUCUUAUAACUUUUAAUGCUUUUGCAUAUCAUAGAACCAAAAUUUUUGGUUGAAACAGCUGACUAAAUUCUUUAAUUACCUUUAAAUAUGAAUACUCAUAAGGUUAACAUGGGGAACAACAGAGCCACUGGGGCAGAGCCCGAAAGGAUUUUUAAGAUAAGAAUAUGCCUAUAUGUUAAUCGGGAAUGUGAGCUAUCAUCAUGCCAAAUUUCAGCCCAAUCCACCCAGUAGUUUAUGCGUGAUUGAACUUCAAACAAACAGACAAAAAAACACACAUACUUUCACAUUUAUAAUAUUAGUAAGAUAAGCUAUUACCGUAGUACUCAUGGUAAGACCUGGACCUGGGACCGAUUUGAUUUUUCAUUUUGAGGUCCCUAGAGGCCAAAAACACCAUCCGUUCAAAUUCAUAUAUAUAUAUAUACAGGGUGAAUAAAAAGUCAAGACCCCCCCAUCUAAUAUU
Molecule: messenger RNA, 1890 nt
Organism: Macrosteles quadrilineatus (aster leafhopper)
Lineage: Eukaryota; Metazoa; Arthropoda; Insecta; Hemiptera; Cicadellidae
Gene: Atac2
Product: cysteine-rich protein 2-binding protein
Exons: 6
Coding region: 141-914 (257 amino acids)
Molecular function (GO): acyltransferase activity, transferring groups other than amino-acyl groups
Source: RefSeq, a predicted model, not a curated record